AUGUCGGCCGCCGGAGAGGGGCUGAUCCGGGGCCUGUUGGAGGGGUGUAUCUCCGCCGGAGACAUGGGGAUCGAGCGCCGGCCCUACCACAAGAACUGCAAAUGCGCCCUCCACAAGGACCGCCGCAGCCGGUGCGCGCACUCCGCUGCCCACAAGAGUAUCUCAUACCCUAUGCGCCGGACAUGGAGUGAAGGAUGCCUCGCGAUUAUGGCCAACGCGCCGCCGUCUAAUUCCUCCCCCACGUCGCCGCUCCCCGUCUCUCCCUCCGGCGCCGCGUCGGGGACGACGAUCACGCGGGCGCAGACGCAUUUGAAUCUGUGCGAUCAUGAUCGAUCGAGAGAAUCACAAUGA
Molecule: messenger RNA, 351 nt
Organism: Andrographis paniculata
Lineage: Eukaryota; Viridiplantae; Streptophyta; Magnoliopsida; Lamiales; Acanthaceae
Exons: 1
Coding region: 1-351 (116 amino acids)
Source: RefSeq, a predicted model, not a curated record